Lucilia sericata (common green bottle fly) is the source of this 7059-nucleotide messenger RNA. It is a transcript of the gene garz, whose product is annotated as Golgi-specific brefeldin A-resistance guanine nucleotide exchange factor 1. The record is from RefSeq and is a predicted model, not a curated record. Gene Ontology annotation, biological process: regulation of ARF protein signal transduction. Gene Ontology annotation, molecular function: guanyl-nucleotide exchange factor activity. NCBI's taxonomy places the organism in Eukaryota, Metazoa, Arthropoda, Insecta, Diptera, Calliphoridae. The transcript is spliced from 9 exons. The coding region runs from base 363 to 7019 and encodes 2218 amino acids.
CUUAUUAAAAGAAAAAAACAGCAACGAUCAAGAAGAAGCAGAUAGCAGGAAAAACAAGCUUCAAGAAAAUUUGAUUUUUUAUUAAUUCGUGGUUGCGUGUUGUAUUUUUUAACGAAAAUUUAAUUAAUUUCCUUAAAAAUAAAAUGUAAAUUAAUAAAAAACAACACAAAGCAACAAGUGUUUCAUCAUUUACACUUAAUAGUAGUAAAAAAAGUUAAAACAAUUUAAAGAAAAGAGAAAAAUCCCCAGAAACUAACAACACCCCAUCAUCAAGAAUUUUUUGUGCUUAAUUUUUUUUUCAUUUACUGAAAAAAAGAAAAUUUUAUCAAGGUUUUUCCUAAAAAUCGCAAAUUUAAGCAAAAAUGUCUUUGCCUGGCAAUGGCAUAUUUGUGGUCCGGGGCGAAAUGUCCACUUUGAUGACCGCUAUGCGUAGAGGCUCCCGUUGGAAUGCCACCGCAUACGUGGAUGAGGAAAAAGAUGGUUUAAUGAAAUUAUUUAUGGACCUUAAGCAAGUGCUUAAUCGUAUUGAGGAUUUGCGCUUAAUCGAUCCGAAUAUCUUUUUGGCCCCCUUUCUGGAGGUCAUACGCACCGAAGAGACCACGGGAGCGGUCACUAGUUUGGCCUUAUCAGCUAUAAACAAAUUUCUUUCCUAUGGUUUGAUAGAUCCCACAUCCCCCAAUCUGGCGGUAAUAAUAGAAAACAUAGCUGAUGCAGUGACUCACGCCCGUUUCAUGGGCACCGAUCAGUCAUCGGAUGGUGUCACUCUCUUUCGUGUAGUUGAAGUUCUGCACACACUCAUGCGCAGUCCUGAAGGUUCAGUGCUAACGAACGAAGCUGUUUGCGAAGUUAUGUUAAGUUGUUUUAAAAUCUGUUUCGAACCAAGACUCAAUGAACUUUUACGCCGAUCAGCCGAGCAGGCCUUAAAAGAUAUGGUUCUAUUGCUGUUUAUGCGUUUGCCGCAAUUCGCUGAUGAUCGCAGUGAAUCGGGUUUAUUGAAGAAAUUUCAAAUGAUGGCUGCUUCCAUGGAAAAUGAUAAAAAGCAAAGGAAAAAAUCGCUUAAAACACAAACAUCAAGUGAUACGAAUCUGAAGCGUAGUCAGAGUUUAAAGGGUAAUGAUUUAACUAAACUGGGUACGGAGGAACAGCAGCAGCGUAAAAUUUCUACCCACUCACAGCCGGGAGAGGAUACUGGUACUCUACAGACACCAGGGCCGGUCAAUCAUUUGAAAGCUCCUCCCUUGGCCACCACACCAGCUACACCAGCUGGUAAUAUUGUAGACUUGCAGGGGAAAAUAACCCAAACUCCCACCUCUGCUUUAACACAACAAGCUGAUAGCACAGAUAUGGCGGUAGAUACUACAACCAUUAAUACUGAUGUUAACACCCCCUUGAUAUCGGUAGAACCAGCAUCACCACCCACUAAUAACAACACUGAAGCAGAUUUAGAACAACGUCCUCAGUCGCCCCAUUCCCAGGCGGGCAGUAGUGAAUAUAUAAAUUCUGUAGGAGUACGUUUUACCCAACAAAACUCUGUGGAUGGUUCAGAGGGUAUGGCACCCUUGGUGCCCUAUGGUUUGCCUUGUAUACAGGAAUUAUUCAGAUUCUUAAUAUUAUUGUGCAAUCCCUUGGAUAAACAAAACACCGAUACCAUGAUGCACAUGGGUUUAAGUCUGUUGACAGUGGCUUUUGAAGUAGGAGCCGAUAAUAUAGGCAAAUAUGACUCUUUGCUGCAGUUGGUUAAAGACGAUUUGUGUCGUAAUCUAUUUGCGCUUAUGAACUCUGAACGUUUGACCAUUUUUGCUGCUGAUUUGCAAGUUUGUUUCUUGCUUUUCGAAUCGCUGAGAGGUCAUCUUAAAUUCCAAUUGGAAUUUUAUUUAAGAAAACUGAACGAAAUCAUUGCCAGUGAUAAUCCCAAGACUCCCUAUGAAAUGCGUGAAUUGGCUUUGGAUAAUUUACUACAAUUGUGGCGUAUUCCUGGUUUCGUUACCGAGCUUUAUAUCAAUUACGAUUGUGAUUUAUAUUGCAGUGAUUUGUUUGAAAGUAUUACCAAUUUACUAUCUAAGUACACGCUCUCUGCCACAAAUGCCAUCUACAAUACCCAUAUAAUAGCUAUGGAUACUUUGAUUUCCGUGGUGGAUAGCAUAGAAAGUAAUUGUGCUGCCGCCAAAAAUACCAAUUCUUCGACUAAUGUAACUAAUACAGCAGAUUCAACAAAUCCUAAUAACCCCUCCUCUGCCCUCAGGCACUCACGCCACAAUUCCGGUUUAGAAGGCAUUGUAAUCGAUGAUCCCAAUAAUAUGGAAGACACUAAAGUGGAAAAUAUUUCCAAAUUUCUUAACUCCUCUACACGCAUACGUUUACUAUCGGGUGAUACUGCUGCCGAAAAGGCUAUUACACGUGAAUAUCUAAAAGAUGUCAAAAACAAAAAACGUAUUCUCAGUCAAGGUACUGAACUUUUCAAUCAAAGACCCGAUAAGGGCAUACAAUUCUUACAGGAGAAUGGUAUUUUAAAUCCUCAACUUGAUCCCAUGGAAGUGGCUUUAUUCUUACGUGAAAAUCCUGGUCUUGAUAAGAAAAUGAUUGGAGAAUAUAUAUCGAAAAAGAAAAAUGUUGAUUCUAAAAUUCUUAUGAAUUUUGUGGAAUCAUUUGACUUUAAUGGUUUGCGCGUUGAUCAGGCGCUGCGUUUGUAUUUGGAAACAUUCCGUUUGCCCGGUGAGGCUCCAUUGAUUUUCUUGGUUUUGGAACAUUUUGCAGAUCAUUGGCAUAAACAAAAUGGUGAACCCUUCGCCAAUACCGAUGCUGCCUUUAGUGUGGCCUAUGCUAUUAUUAUGUUGAAUAUGGAUCAACAUAAUUCUAAUGCCAAACGUUUAAAUGUACCUAUGACUCAGGAAGAUUUCUUAAAAAAUCUAAGAGGUCUCAAUGGUGGUAGUGAUUUUGAUCAAGAACUUUUGGCCACCAUAUUCAAUGCCAUUAAAAACGAAGAAAUUGUUAUGCCGGCCGAGCAGACUGGUCUAGUGCGUGAAAAUUACUUGUGGAAAGUGUUAUUGAGACGUGGUGCCACUUCGGAUGGUGCUUUUAACUAUGUACACGAUGCCACUUAUGAUAUGGAAAUCUUUAAUGUUAUAUGGGGUCCUUCGUUGUCUUCUUUAAGUUUUAUGUUUGAUAAGAGCAGUGAAAAUGGUUAUCAAAGAACUUUGGCCGGUUUUACCAAAUGUGCAGGCAUUUCGGCUUUCUAUAAUCUUUAUGAGGACUUUGAUGCCUUGAUUUUGACCUUGUGCAAGUUCACCUCCAUUUUAAGCAGUGCCCAACAAGAGGCCCCUAACCCAGCCUUAAACGAAAUAGUGCAAGCGGUUAAUUUUGGUUUGAAUCCUAAAGCUCAAGCAGCCAUGCGCACGGUAUUUGCUUUGGUCCAUGAUUAUGGUGAUUCUUUAAGAGAUGGCUGGCGCCAUAUCUUGGAUAUUUAUCUGCAACUAUUCCGUUUGAAAUUAUUACCCAAAUCUUUAAUGGAGGUAGAAGAUUUUUGUGAACCUUCUGGCAAGGCUCAAUUGAUACUAGAGAAACCCAGUCAAAAACAAGAAUCUGGUUUAUUCUCUAGUCUUUACUCCUACCUCUCCUCCGAGGGUCAAAGAGAACCUUCCUAUGAGGAACAGGAAUUUAUUAAAAUAGGAAAGAAAUGCAUUAAGGAAUGCCAAUUGGAUCAAAUGAUUCAGGAAUCGAAAUUUGUGCAAUUGGAGUCAUUGCAGGAGUUAUUGAAACAGGUGUUGGGUUCUGUUAAGGCUCCUAAUGCCCACAAAUCUAUAGGCAUGCCUUUUUCAGAGGAUAUUGUGGUGUUUUGGAUGGAGUUUUUGGUGAAAAUUGUUAUUUACAACAGAGAUCGCAUGAUACCCUUGUGGCCGGCUGUUAGAGAUCAAAUGUAUUUACUGUUAAUGGGCAGUGCCUCCUGUGGUUAUGAUUAUUUACUCAACCGUUGCAUAGUAGCCAUGCUUAAGUUGGCCAUUUAUCUAAUGCGCAAUGAAGAAUUGUGUCCGGUGGUAUUGAAAUCCUUAAAAAUGCUGCUGAUGCUAAAGCCCAGUGUCAUCUUGCGCAUUUCUAAACAGAUUUCUAUAGGCAUGUAUGAAUUACUCAAGACCUCGGCUCAAAAUAUACAUUCCGAACAGGAUUGGCAAAUAGUUUUUACAAUAUUGGAAUGUGUAGGCGCUGGCGCAGAGCCGCCAGAAUAUGAAGAUGCUUCACUGCCGCAACCCAAUGGUAUGACAGCCAAAUCAGAUGGCGCUUUAAGUAGUGAGGAGGAUUCCGGUCUGCCUGAUAGAGGUUAUAUAUCAGACUCGGAAUUGGCUGGCAAACAAGCUACAAGAACUCAACAAACUCAGCAAGCAGGACAACAGCAGCAAAAUUCCAAUACCAGCAGUCCCUUUCCCUCUAGUCCCACGGCAGAGAAUUGGAUUUUGGUUAAUAAAGAUACGGACUUAACAGCGGCUGCUUCACGGCCACAAUCACCACCAGAAUCCUUGGCAGGGGCGCCCACUUUAUCUAAUCUUAUCUACAAUUGCAAGCUAAUGGAUCAUAUGCCUUUUGCUUUAUUCAAAUGUUGGGACUCUUUGGCCUUUAUAGUACGCAAUGUGGCCCAUAUAACACCCUACAACUUUGAGAGUUGUGUCCGCUGUAUACGCACCUUUGUGGAGGCCUGCCGUGAUGGUGGCAUACGUCAAAGACGUAAAUUUGAGGCCUCCUUAUUAGCGGGAGGACAAAAUCAAAAGAAACGUGCGGCCAACAAACGUAAUACUAGCGCAAAUGAACGCUCCAAACAUCAUAGCCAUGAUAGUCAUGGUCAUUUGGAAAACACUGGCGAUAUUGGAGAAGAAAACGAUGAUGAUUUGGCUCAACGUUAUGAGACUUUGUCCAUACAAUUGCUAGAUCUUAUGUACACUUUGUAUACCCGCACUGCUCAGAUAUUCCGCUGGUGGGCCGAAGAAGGCUGUGCUGUGCCUCAGUGCUCUGCCUUAUGGGCUCAGGGUUGGUGUCCUCUUUUACAGGGCAUAGCCCGUUUAGCCAUGGAUAGACGCCGUGAGGUUAGAACCUACGCCAUAUCCUGUCUUCAACAAAGAGCUUUACUUGUGCACGAUCUACAAACUCUCUCCGGUACUGAAUGGGCUUCCUGUUUCCAACAGGUUCUAUUUCCUCUACUCAACGAACUGCUACCCGAUAGCCCGGCUGUGGCACUGUUAGAUCCCAUACUCCUAGAAGAAUCACGUAUACGUACCGCCACCAUUAUGUCAAAAGUUUUCUUACAUCACCUAACCCCCCUGAUAGAACUGGGUAAUGCUUUCAAUGAACUUUGGAUACAAAUUUUAGAUUAUAUAGAAAAGUUCAUGAAAGUUGGUUCGGAUAUGCUGUCGGAACAAAUGCAAGAAAUUUUAAAAAAUAUGCUGCUGGUCAUGCAUUCAGUAAGAGUUUUCCAUAAUAAUGAUGGCUCCCUGCAUAUGGCUUUGUGGGAGUUAACCUGGAAGAGAAUAGGAGAAUUUUUACCCAAUCUUAAAGAUGAACUAUUCCGGGAUGAGGGAAAUCGAGCUCAUGUAAUGCAUCAGCAACAACAAUCAUCAACACCAUCCACAACAACAACUAUAAAUGCUGAUCUAAAUAGAAUACCAACGGUGGCCAUAGUACCGCAACCUCAGGCUUUAAUACAACAGCAAACGGCUCCCAUACAAAUUCAGCAACAACAACAACAAUCACCUUUAUUAAUGUCACCAGUGGAAUCACCACGUCAUAGCAUUAUAUUACAGCCUCCUCAAGCAGAGGCUUUACAAAAGCCGACCUUUAUAUUGGGACAAUUACCACCAUCUAAUGCUAAUAUGGUACCCAUGCCUAUGUUAGUGCCACAACAACCUCAACAGCAGCAGCAGGUCCCUUUAAUGCCCCAAACAACCUUAGAUGAUAUACCCUCUACGAGUGAUAUUUUACUAACACAAACUAUAGAACCCGAAGCUACGCUAACUACCAAUACAACUUCUCCUAUACACCAGCUAACAGCUUCCGAAGCUGUUAGCACAAUGACCAAUGAACAGAUGACAAAUCAAGCAACCGCCACUGCAGCAACCUCUAAUGUUCCUACCGGUGUUAAUAGCAUGCCAUUGAGUUCUACAAUGACAGAAGCAACAGCAGGUUGUAAUUCAUAUUCCAUAGAACUAUUUGAGACACCACCAACUGCAUCAGCACCAACAGCCAGCUCACAGAAAAGUUAUCAGCAACAACAAGCGACUCAUUCCCAGGACUCUUCCGAAACUCAAUCGUCAAACGAAACUCAUCAGAGACAGGAGAGCAUGCGCCAGUUACUGCAGCAGCAAUACAAUCAAUAUUAUCAAAACUAUCAACACCAUCAGACCAUAAUGCAACAUAUGAAAAAAAUGGCCAAUGAUUCGAUGAACACCAGUAAAGAAGCUAAUAAUACCAGCACAUUCAAUACAUCCAUCUUAAGUGGCGAUGAAGUUUCAACCAUAUCAGAAAGUGCUGAAGAUUAUAGACCUCCACCCACACAAGCAACCACAACAUCAGCGUCAGCAGUCAAUACAUCGGCCAAUGUGCCAAUUUCCCAUUUAUUGGCCGGUAAUGAGUAUCCCUCGCUACACAAGCAGCCACCAACUGCCAUUGUACAAAGUUUUGCUCCCGUCUAUGUGCAGUCGGCCCAACAGCCCCAAGCAGGCAAUGAUAUCUAUCAGGAAUAUGUGCAAAAUCCCUAUAAUUUAACGCUGCAACAAACGAAUGCCAAUAUCACAGCUCCUCCCUUGGUGAGUGUGGAACAACAUCAACAAAACUUACGACAAUUACAGCUGCAAUAUCAGCAACAACAACAGCAGCAGCAGCAACAACAAAUGGCUCAACAGCCUUCCUCUACACAAGCUACAGCUUCACAACAUCUUAAUCAUACGGAAGCAUUUAAUAGCCCUGCCAAUUAUUUCACCUCCACUGUGGAUCCUAAUUCUAUACCACCCGGUUCAGAAAUGCUGUUUGGUCAACCCUAAAAUGCUUGUUAAUCUAAAAGGUUUUAUUAAUAUAGAGUUG